AUGGUCAGCUCCUGUUGUGGUUCUGUCAGCUCUGAGCAGAGCUGUGGCCUGGAGAACUGCUGCCGCCCCAGCUGCUGCCAGACCACCUGCUGCAGGACCACCUGCUGCCGCCCCAGCUGCUGUGUGUCCAGCUGCUGCAGGCCCCAGUGCUGCCAGUCUGUGUGCUACCAGCCCACCUGCUGCCGCCCUAGCUGCUGCAUCUCCAGCUGCUGCCGCCCCUCUUGCUGUGAAUCCAGCUGCUGCCGCCCGAGCUGCUGCAUCUCCAGCUGCUGUCGCCCCAGCUGCUGUGUGUCCAGGUGCUGCAGGCCCCAGUGCUGCCAGUCUGUGUGCUGCCAGCCCACCUGCUGCCGCCCCAGCUGCUGCAUCUCCAGCUGCUGUCGCCCCAGCUGCUGUGUGUCCAGGUGCUACAGGCCCCAGUGCUGCCAGUCUGUGUGCUGCCAGCCCACCUGCUGCCGCCCCAGCUGCUGCAUCUCCAGCUGCUGCCGCCCCUCUUGCUGUGAAUACAGCUGCUGCCGCCCCUGCUGCUGUCGCCCCUGCUGCUGCCUGCGUCCAGUCUGUGGCUGAGUCUCCUGCCACA
This is a messenger RNA of Pongo pygmaeus (Bornean orangutan), 577 nucleotides long. Its product is annotated as keratin-associated protein 4-6. The transcript has a single exon. Gene Ontology annotation, cellular component: keratin filament. The record is from RefSeq and is a predicted model, not a curated record. NCBI's taxonomy places the organism in Eukaryota, Metazoa, Chordata, Mammalia, Primates, Hominidae. Bases 1 to 564 code for a protein of 187 amino acids.